Molecule: messenger RNA, 3804 nt
Organism: Aspergillus mulundensis
Lineage: Eukaryota; Fungi; Ascomycota; Eurotiomycetes; Eurotiales; Aspergillaceae
Exons: 2
Coding region: 1-3804 (1267 amino acids)
Biological process (GO): regulatory ncRNA-mediated heterochromatin formation
Cellular component (GO): nuclear RNA-directed RNA polymerase complex
Molecular function (GO): helicase activity; metal ion binding
Source: RefSeq, a predicted model, not a curated record
AUGGUCGGCAAGGCAAAUAAUGACCAGAAAAUCUGCCACGAGUUCGCGAAGCGUGGCAGAUGUCGCUACAACCCCUGCCGAUUCGCCCACGUUCGCCCAAAGGAGAAUGAAUCCCCUCGUUCGACGGAGAAAAGAAGUCAGAAGAAAAAUAAACGCCACGAUGUCAGCGCACUCGCUCUCUGGAAGCGACAGGUCGAGACCCAGCAACACGGACGGCCCUCAGGCUCGGUGUUCACUGAGGCCCGGCUACUGAUCGGAAUCGACGAAGGCAGUCUCCAGGAGGUCAUCCAGUGCCUGGCCAAAGAGCGUGGGCUCAAGAAAAUUCAGGAUCUCAUUCAGCGUGAUUUUACUUCUCUUCUCACAUCUGCCAAACGCGAUCUGUUUGCCGAUCAGAUGCUCCCGUUUAUUGAGACCAUAACCCAUCCGGACGUUCUCGGUUCUCUGGUGAUGGAACAAGCGGUGGGCACCAUAUACAACACUGUCUAUGGAAUUGCUGGUCGCCGCGCGGAGCCCUUACUAGGGUAUCUGGCGGAUGUCGUCCGGCUGGAAAUUGAGACGGAGGGCAAAUCGGCCAUCGCCUAUCUGGAGCAGUCUCUGCUGCUUUUUUGGAAGGUCGUUGAGCUGAACUCAACGGCCUUCAUCCAAGAAUCUCUCAAGCCGAUUGCCCAGCGAUUCGCAGACCUUUUUCUCACGCUCCAUGCCUUGGUUGGUACAGACUCUCUUCAUCAGUCGCGCGAUUACCUUGAUAAAUUGCAACACCGGCUUGCCAUCGGACUCUCGUUACCAAUUAUAGAGAAAUCUAUCAAGCAACAGGUCAUUCCGGCCGUGGCGUUUGUGACAAAGCAAGAUCUCCCUGGCGGCCGCCACGACAACGAUCACACAGACAUCUGCAAUAUCAGUAUUAUGCCGACAUUCCGUGAGAUCUUGUCGCCGCGCUCCGAAUAUCUUCCUGUGAAGGACCCGCGCCAAUGGCAUGUCAAUGGCCUGGCUGGGCUUUUGGAUAGGAACUUCAGGCUCUUGAGAGAAGACACCAUCGGCCAGCUCAGAGAUGCAAUACAUGCCGAGCUCCAUACAGCCGAGCAGAAGAAGAGCCGUGGUCCUAAGAACCAAACCAGGACUUACGUGUACAGAGGGGUCACCGUGCGAGGAGUGGACUUUCAUCGAUUUGGCGGACUGCAAUUUCUCGUGCAUUUUGCUCAACCGCCAAAUAUUCGUGGAUCGGUGAAGAAGAAACUAGAGGAAUGGUGGCAGCUGUCGAAACGAUUACAGCCGGAUGCGCUCGUUUGUCUACUUGAUCCCCAGGGAACUGCGGUGUUUUGCACUGUAUCGUCACCGGAUCGCCCCAAGCAAACGUCUGAUCAUUCUGACGAAAAGCGAAAAAUGCUGGCUGGUUCUCUUUCAGAUCAUCCGGACAUGGCCUCCAUUCUUCUGCAGUUGGUUGAGCCCAGCGAGAGCAGCUGGCAGUACAUCCUCGACCGUCACGCAUCGCAGGGCGAUCAGUCCUUGAUUUCCCUGGUGGAAUUUCCCGGAAUUCUCCUGCCGUCGUUCCAGCCAACUUUGCUUGCUCUCCAGAGAAUGAAAAAGGCAUCUGACGUCCCGAUGUCCGAGUUCCUCGCUCCGAGUGACCAAGAUUCGCUGUCCAUCUUAGCUGAUGUUCCGCCGCCUGUUUAUGCCGCCUCUCAAGCCUUCAGCUUCGACUUGAAGUGCCUCAUGGAUGAUGAAUCGAGUCUGGCAGUGCAGCCCUCUCAGCCCGUUGACCUAGAAAGACUUCAAAAGCAUUCCACACUUGAUGAUGCCCAGGCUUCGGCGCUGGUCCGCACCCUCCAACGCAAAAUCGGACUGAUCCAAGGCCCGCCGGGCACUGGAAAGAGUUACACCGGAGUUGCUAUGAUCAAGGUCCUUCUGGCCAACAAAGAUAAAGUCAAACAGGGUCUCGGCCCAAUCAUAUGCGUGUGCUAUACAAAUCACGCUCUUGACCAGCUUUUGGAAGACGUGUUGGAAAACGAGAUUACCACGCAGAUCAUUCGAAUUGGCUCACAAUCGAAGUCAGAUCGCCUGAAACCGUUGAACCUUCGGACUGUGGUUCGUAAUGUUGAAAAAACGCGCUUCGAAAGAACAGAACAGUGGCAAUUGCACGAGACGCUAGACGAGCAUGAAGCUACUUUUCAUAAACUCAGACUCAACUCAACCGGCUCGGACCAAAGCCUAAAAUACUACCUCGAGCGUUCUCAAUCCUUGCAUUAUGCUCAGCUGUUCGGCAAGGACGAGGAUGGCUUCCAGAGGCAGACAAGAGGAAAGCCUCUGCAAAUCAUCCAGUCGUGGCUCAAAGUUGGCGUCCGAAGCAAAGGGCGGCCACGCUCUGUGGAGGUCCUCGCAGGGGUUCAUGUAGAUAUGAUGACGGCUGCGGAACGCAGAAAGAUCUAUGCAUACUGGCUGAGUGAGCACCGAAAGAACUCCUUUGAGCAGGCCCAGGCGGUUUUCUCCACCCAUCUGGAGACCAAGGCAUCCUGGGACAGGGUACGAGACGAGAUGGAUCUGCGCUGCCUCAAGACGGCUGAUGUGAUCGGUGUGACGACUACUGGGCUAGCGCGUAACCUUGAGAUGCUUCGUCGAUUGCCUUCAAAGGUCCUUCUGUGUGAAGAAGCUGGUGAGGUGUUAGAGGCACACAUGCUCACUUCGCUCCUGCCGUCCCUUGAACAGGUGAUACUAAUUGGCGAUCAUCAACAGCUCCGACCUCAGAUUCAGAACUACGACCUUUCGCGCGAGAGCAAGGGUGGCAGUCUAUAUUCACUAGACCGAUCGCUAUUUGAACGUUUGGUAGAGCCCGAUGACGGAGUUGGCGUUCAAAUUCCUUUCUGCACCCUGGAGACGCAGCGACGAAUGCAUCCAUCAAUAUCGCAGCUUAUCCGCGACACAUUGUAUCCCCGCCUACAGGAUGCCCCAUCCGUAUCUAUGUACCCAGAGGUGGUAGGAAUGCGGAAGAGACUUUUCUGGCUUGAUCACCGAGUGCCAGAGGGCAAUGCUUCCGGUAAUGAAGCCAUGGCGACGUCCCACUGGAACGAUCACGAGAUACAGCUUACAGUUGCUUUGGUGAACCAUCUUCUCCGCCAGGGCGUAUACCAGAGCGGCGAUAUUGCUGUUUUGACCCCUUAUCUUGGUCAGCUUCAUCGAAUGCGGCGCAAGCUGAGCGAGUCUUUCACAAUCACCGUUGGAGAAAGGGAUCAGGAGGACCUAGCCAACGCUGGGUUCGCUGAAGAUGAGGCGCACUAUCAGCAGCCAAAUAUUUCCAGAUCAACACUCCUUCAUGCCUUAAGAGUUGCGACCAUUGACAACUUUCAGGGCGAGGAGGCCAGGGUAGUCGUCAUCUCAGUAGUGAGAAGUAACAAUCAGAAUCGUUGCGGCUUCCUCCGUACGCCAAACCGGAUUAACGUGCUGCUCUCCCGUGCCAAACAUGGCAUGUACCUCAUCGGAAAUUCGGCCACUUCCAGAGGAGUUGAUAUGUGGGGCAGGGUGCUCGACAUGCUGGAGAAGGGAGGAAAUAUCGGCGAAGGUCUGGAGCUGACGUGCCCUCGACAUCCGGAAACUCCUAUCUUGGUAUCAGAGCCAGAGCACUUUGUUCAACACUCGCCUGAGGGGGGUUGCAGUCUUCAAUCCUCCACGCCGCUGUUUACUGUCCUGACCAGUGUCAACGUCCCCAAAAAGGCUGCACACAUCCUUGUCCGAAGCCAUGUGGAGACCCUUGUCCCAAGAGGUGUACCGUUGCUGUUUUCGAUGCCAAACGCGUUCUCUCGUGUGGGCAUUUGA